CAGAAUUGUUUAAACAAUUCAAGUUCGGCUCAAGGCCAGAGAGGGGAAUUGCGUGCUGUGUUGAAAACGUUAAAGCUUGCUCCAUUUGUCCAGGAAUUGUUGAUGCUUUUGUUGCGAACAAACAUUCUAUACCUGAUCAUGGUGAACGCCUUCUAAAGGUUAUUCUUCGUAACCGAGCGUCAAGUACGUCAAUUCAAACCCCAGUUGUAGAAGGAUUCUGUAAUACAACUGAGAUGAGGUUAAAGGUUUUGCAUUCCCACCUACAGACCAUCAAGGAUAAAGCUGAAUUAAAGAAAAUUGAGCCAUCUUGCGAAGCUGGUGAAUUUCUUCGUCCAUUGACAAAAUGUUUUAGUUCAACUGAAACAUCCAGUAACAAAGCAGAUGCUUUCAGAUUAACAAAUGGGGAUCAGAGCAGUUACUGGCAAUCAGAUGGUCCAGCAAGGUCCCAUUGGAUCAGGUUGCGAAUGAGAUCAAACGUUGUUGUCAAAGAGUUGUCCAUAAACGUUGCUUCAGCAGAUCAAAGUUAUAUGCCACAGCGAGUUGUUGUGUCUGGGGGUCGUGAUGAGAUGAAUAUGAGAGAGCUGAAUGAUGUCAGGAUACCAAGUCAUAUCACUGGGAAUGUUGUGUUAUUAGAAAAUGUUAAAAUGCCAUACACAGUUAUUCAGAUCAACAUCAGACGUUGUCAUAGUGAUGGUUGCGAUACCAGAGUUAGAGGAGUGAAUGCUAUUGGUUACAGGGUUGUGAAGUCAAAGGGUGUAAGUGUUGCUGACGCUACUGCAGUGUGGUACGUGUCUGUUCUUACUGCAACCUCGACAAUGGCGAUUCCUGUUGCACCAAAACUACGGGAAACAAUUCUAAACCACACCAGAACUACUCUUGGCCAUAUGGUUCCGCUAUCACUCUCCCUCACCUCUCCAGUACGACCCAGCUACAUUAGUACCAGUGUCUUGGAUGAAAUGGAAAAAUUUCUCUACUCCCUUGCUUGUUACGAUGACAAGUUAGACUCAGAAGGAAUGCAAGUUUUGAUUGAAUUCUCGUUAGUUCGAGGAAAUCUUGGUGGAAUUUUCAAAGUUUUACGAUUACUUUAUGAUAACAUGCAUUUGAAGUUCACAGCGAAGACCAUCGUCAACUCUUUAGUUGAGGAACAAGAGAGGGCAAUACAGAGACACGGUGGGAAACUGGCCGUCGGCUUCGUUGGUUGUGACGGAGGGAGCAAGGAUGAAAAUUCAGCGCCUAAGAAUGUUCUGAGUGAAAACUGGACCUCUGAAGCCUAUUACUCUGAGAUUGGAACAUUGCGUCUCAAUAUGGCGUUCAAUAGCGAGAGAUCAACAACCGUUCAGCUGACGAAAGUAACGAUAAAGGUUUGCAAGGGCGGAAUUGGGCCUCGUUGUGGGCUAGUGUUCAUGCAUAACGAAGUUCAAAUUAACAACGGUCAACUUGACGUGAGCCAUCUUGACAAAUACAAUGAUUGGGAUAACACCAAGUAUCAAGAAUAUCUCAAGAAGUCCCAAAGAUUAGCAGCUGAAGAUGAACCUGUGGCCAUAUUUUUCAUGGAUAAUGAAUGGGAUGAGAUUGAUAUUCAUCUUGAUAAACCAGCUGUAGGGAAGUUCAUAGUCAUGAAGUUCCUGGGAACACGCGAUCCCAAAGCAGAACGCAUGGGAAUUCUAGGAAUUCAGUUCUACGGUUACGAGAAAACUUUGGAUGAAAUGCAAGAAAGUGAGACAUGGAAAACACUCACAUCUAUACCAGAAAACGAGCAGGUCUCUGGCUCCACGUUAUUUUUACAGGUUCUUCUGUUCCUGGAUUGCAUGGCGAAAGAUUUGAAAGUUUGUGCUAAAAAGAAAAAAGAUGCAGAGGUUGCUGAAAAGGAGGCUCGACUAGAUAUGACCAAGAUCUCGUUAAAACAAAUUUGGGAUGUUUAUUCUGCUAUUGUCGCGAGUGAAGACGAGAACACCGUGUUUGCAUCGAGUCUUGUAUUGAGGCUCUUUCAUCAAGCUUUGCCUUUCUUGAAACAUGAUGUACAUGAGAGAGCCGAGGGUGAUGCAAAAGAACUCUCCGGUCGAGUUUUUCAACAUCUUUGUGAAGUGGUUGAUGACGCCACAGGGAAAUAUCACAGGAAAAUUGUGGAUAUCGCUAAGGAUAUUAUUCUUGAUGGAACCGAGGUUUUCUUCCCAGACGCAAAUACCAGACGAGACCAUUUGUUGUCAAUGGUCGAUGACGUCAUGGAGGAAAAGAAACCGCAGUCGUUGGCGCUGACAUUUGAAUCACUCUGCAAGUUUUUUAGCAACAAAGAUGCCUCAGGCCUCCUUGGUUUGCCAACCACUUCAACAAAGUCGGCGUCCGCUUACCAAUCUGUUUUAUCCGUGAUGUCUACCCUUGUGUCAGUGGCCUUCCAAGAGUGUCAAUCUGCUUUGCAAUGUGAUUUUGAUCCGCACAAGGAGCGUAAGACAUCGAACCUGGUGCAGUUGCUAAGCGCGAUGCAGAAGAGUUUGUUGACCUGGGGAAGACAACAGAUUGAAGCCGAGAACGUGGAAGGAAAAAAAGCCGCUAUUGAAAUCGUUGCAAGAUAUACAGAGUUGAUAGCUGAAAAAACAAGACAAGCGUUAUCUUGUAUUGAUAAAUCAAAAACAAAGGAUGAGGCGAUAACAAUCAUGGAAAAUUCUUUCGUUGCUUUCACCUUCAGACAAAUGGUUUUGUUCUUGAACACGUUGGCCUCUGUUGAAGAACUAUGUCUCAUUAUCCUGCGUAAUCUCUGCCCUGUUGCUGGUGAGAUCAGAGCCAUUGCUGAAGAUCUGCCGAGAUAUUUCGCUGAGUCAAAUUUGUCGGAAGACAUGGGCGACGGGGAUCGCGUGAUUUUGAGAACCUGGGAGAUGGAAUCUUCGCAUAACUACGAAAACAAUCAAAAUUUUACGAAGGUGUUUUCCUGUCCUGGGUGUAGCGAGUUUUUGGUCGAGUUUGAUGCAAGAUGCGAGACUGAACGAAGGUAUGAUUAUCUCGAGUUUACUGAUUCAAAUGGUGUAAAGAAAAGAUUUGAUCAAAAAGUUGGUACAGAGAAAUGGCCAAACGAAGUUGUCUUUCACGGUGGAAACAAACUGAAUUUCCUUUUUCAUUCGGACGGUAGCAAUAACGAGUGGGGAUAUAAGUUUACUGUGACUGCUCGGGGUUGUCCUGAUAUCACCCUCUCGUGGUUGUUCGAUCUUCAGUUGGGCAUGGCAAGUCUUUUCGGGUUGUUCUGUAGUUCAAUCAUGGCUGGGUAUCCAAAAGAUAACAAGAAAAAUAAACGGAAGAAAGAUGAAAGCGAUACUGGUUUAUUACAAAGCAAUAUCUGGACAACUUUAUUCCGAGGAGGGUUCACGAAUAACGGCAAGCUUCAGCGGUCUCUGUCUGGACACCACGCGACGACAUUCAGUGCUGACUAUAAUAUCCACUCAUUUGCAAAAUCUCUGGCCACAGACGAAUCAGGCAAAGGGCAAAAUCUUUUGAAAAGAUGUCAAGAAUCAUGCGGUUUGCCUCGUGUUGGAGGAGCGAAGGUUGAUGAAGCAAUACGAUGCGUCUUUGCUGCACUUCUAUGGCAUUCACAGAGACUACGCGAUGAGCUGGUGUUGUUUGCGACAGAUUGUCCUCCGGAAACCAUUCCAACCGGAAUAUCCGAGGCGUAUAAAACUGCAGAGUCACUGAGAAUGAACCUGGUUGAAGCACGACAGAAACUGAUUCUUGAGGCUGAAGAAGGAAAACAGAAGAACGGAAAGACUGUAGAUCCGGAUGAAGUUGUCACGAGCUGCAAAGAUAAAGCUCUGUUUCUUUUGAAGUUCUCUGGCCUCACGAGAAUUGCUUCCCCGAGUGAGAGUAAGGAGAAAUUUGGUCCCAUGUCAAGUAAGAAAGCUUUUCACAGGAUAUCGAUUCAUCACAGACGACAGAGGAAAACGGCUGGUGAGAAUGCCAAGACAUCAGAUAAAUAUCCCUCGUUUUCUCUCAUUGUGGAUUUCGUGAGCAACCAGAAUUACUCUCACACCAGAGUGACGUCAUUACUUGAAGAAAGGAAGAAUUUCGCUCUUAAUCUUAACGAAGUUUAUUUAUUUGCUGCGGAGUAUAUAAGAUUGUUUUCAAAACCGGAUAUUUUCCAGGCGCCAGUUGUGACAUUCCUUCAGCAAAUGCUUAUUCAUCAGAAGAUCUUUCCAAGACAUUAUGGUGAUAAUUUGGAUGGCUGUGGUUUAGAACUCGAGGGCAGAGUAAGAAAAUCUUACUAUACUUUCUUGAGACGAUUAUUGGACAGUGUUCGAGCAUAUUCUGGUGACCCUGAUGACGACAGUGCUUCUUCAAAGGCCUUCUCAUGUAUCCGCGCUUAUUUGCUUCAUUUUCUUGAUAUUGAGUGGAAACCAUACGAUCUUGGCUUUCUUAAUGAUAUUAACCUUCCGGAAUUCUUCUUAAAUACAUCAAAAGCGACUGCCAGUGCUCUGCAACAAUGCAGCUCUGAGCUCUCUGACCAACGUGAACUGGAGGAAUACAAAGAAAAUAUGGCGUGGAAAGAGGAAGCGACGAAAGGAUUCCAUGAUUGGUGGGAUACCAUGAACUCCGGCGUCAAGAAUCCUGAUGAAAAAAGAAGGUUACAUUUGUUUUUAAGUCGGUAUGCUACCCUCUUCGAGGUCGACGUGUUUUGUGAUGGUUGCAAAUCACAGCUGCUUCGCUCUCGAUAUCGCUGUCUCAACUGCUUUGAAAUUGAUCUUUGCACCACCUGCUUCACUGGUAAUGUUAAACCCAACGGUCACACGAGCGAACACGAGGUAGUUGAGUUAAGAUGGAGAUGUGACGGUUGCGGUGGUUUCAUUAUUGGAACUCGGUUCCAUUGUAACGUUUGCUCAGACUUCGAUGUAUGUCUGGGUUGUUACACCGCCAACUCCUGGCCUGAUCGUCACUCGGCGUCACAUUCAAUGAAGAAAUUCACUAAAAAAACCGCUCUUCUCGUUCAUCAGAGGAUCCCAGCUUACACACACACGCAUGCGUGGUUCCAGUUUGCAUCUCUGUCGCUUUCUCUGGCAAAUUCCCUCAAUGAUCCAGGCUGUUCCGAUGCCUACGGAGAUUACUUAUAUGCUACCGGGAUUCUUCAUGGAAAAUGUCUUGCUCUGAUUGUAAGAUGCUUACAUGAGGUUCUUGCAGUUUCAAAACUCACAGUUCAAAAAGACCAUGAAGACGUGAGUCCUAAUGCUGUGAUCAAAGACACCCAACUGAAAAUUGACGCGAGCACAACACAACCAGGGACUUCAGAACAAGGCAUAGUUUCUAAGAAGUCGUCUGAAACAAACACAGAUAUCUCGGAAUUUAAGAACGAUGCGGUGGACAAUGUGGAAUUGGAGUCUGCUUUCUCGAAAGCUGAGAAAGAAGACGAGAACUCUGAAGGAAAUAUUGAUAUUUCUGAGAAAGACGAAACUCCGGAUUCUGAAACAGUUGUUGGUGGAAAUUCUGAGAAUCUUGAGCAGACUUUAGACGUUACACAAGAGGGUGAAAUAGCGAAGCCAGAAGCUUUGGAACCAAGUCCAACCUCGACAAGCGAGGAGGAUGCGACUAAAAUACCAGAAACGCCAGUGGAGGGUACAGAUGAUGAAAGUUUGUCUCCAAAGGAGAGUUCUUCUGAUACCACUAUCCCCAAAGCACCUACAACCACGCCCAGCGAAUCUCAUUCGGACACCAUUAAUCCUCCAGAGUCCCCUAGUGAUAGUAAACAUGUGACUUCACAACCUGAGCCUACUGAUAGCAAGACGUCGGUCAGCGAUGUUUCAGCUGAUAACGAAUCAGUAACGUCAUGUAAGGACGCUGAAAAUGUAACGCCAGAAGCUGUGGUCUCGAUACCUGACCCUACUGAUAGCAAGACGUCGGUCAGCGAUGUUUCCGAUGAUAACGAACAAAUAACGUCAUGUAAGGACGCUGAAAAUGUAACGCCACAAGCUGUCGCCUCAACACCUAAGCCUACUGAUAGCAAGACGUUGGUUAGCGGUGCGGAGAAUAGCGGCACUGUUGCUACGGCAACCUCGGAUGCAUUAACUGGGGGGAAGAAACUGCCGGGGGCAGAAACUACAACAAAGUUGACCCAAGAACAACUUGAUAUAUUAUUUGUUAAAGAAACUCAAGAGAAUUUACUGGGUUUAAUUGGGGCCAUGUUGCCAAAGGAUUCAAAGUUGUAUCACUGGACAAGCCACAAUCCCGCUACCGAAGACUAUCUUGUUUCAGAAUUUAUUCCAAUUUUACUUAAAAUCGCCAGGUCUCCUGAUGUAUUAUUUACGCACAGAAACAUGGCCAUUGGUGUCCUGGGAAAAUAUUUGCAGUGCGUUCUUCCAGAGUUAUGUGAUCAAGGGAUUUGUGGCGGAAAAGAAGAUGAUUGUGUUGAAACAGAAGAGUCGGAUGAAAAUGAUCGCAAAGGAAGGCAAACAGUGCAGUCGCUGUUUCAGUUUGGUGCUGAGUGUCUAGCGAGGUCUGAUCUUGAGUCAGCCUCAAGCGUUGCUUGCUGUUUACAACAGCUGUCUCAGUCUCCACAAUGGCAGGCAAGCAUAACAUUCGAGAUCACCGAGUCACUAACUCUGCUCACGGAGAACUCGGAGAAUCCUAAACUGGCGAAUAUAUUCGGAGUCUUAGUCUUUGCUGGAUUUCCAAAUGUUCUUCAAAUGGGAUCCAGAGUUGAAAUAAAAGACCAGAGCGGUGAAGGAAAAGAGGGGAUCGCUUUGUCGUAUUCAACAGCCAAUGCUUCUGCAGUUGUUGCUGACAUUAAAACAAGGAAACGAACCAGUAUUAAAGAAUCCAACCUUCAAGAAGUGUCAUUUCUCAUGGAGUUGUAUUGUACCUCUCAGUUCUCAAUAUUGUUGACAAUAGCACAAGAUAUAUUACAUGCUUUGAAAGAGCAAGGUGAAGGAGUUUCAGUUGAGAGAUUGUGGGUUCUGUACUUAGUAUUAAAAGCCAUGUUGUCAAAUUUGAAGGGAAGUAAAUCUGACGAUCUUCGGAAUGACAUCAUGGAUUGUGCACUCAUUCCCUCGUUAGUUUCUCUGGCUUGUCAAGGCACUGACCUCAGUCGAAUGUGGUUGUUGCGAGAUUUAGAGAUUUUGUCGAUAAAGUUAUACAAGAAACAACUGGACGGAACAAGGAACAUUCCUAAACCUGAGUUGGUGAGAAUGGACUCAGAGAAUACGGAUGCUGCUGUUCAAACAACCACCACCGAGCCUUUGAGAUCACUAAUACAGAGUUUCCAGGAAGCUAUCCAGGCUCCCAUGGCUUUACUAGAAACGAUCUUACCCAGGAAUGAUCAAGCAAGAUUACUGGAAGAAGUCCACCGAAGUCUUUGGAACGAGGGAGCCAUGAGAAGACUUCGCAGCCCAGCCAGCUCAAAAUCAAAAGAAAUUCCCGAAGUUCCUGAAGAUCACUCCAUAGAUAUCGGUGUUGUGAGAUACUCCCUUGGUGAACUCCAACCAAAGACGUUCAAAGCAAAGGAAGAGGACCAAAGAACCUGUGAGAAACUAAUGCCUUCCUUUACCGACCAGGAGAUUGCUGAGAAUCAGAGAUCGUUGUCCAGGCUGAAAUCAGGAAAUCUUCUUAAAACCGAACUAGACAAGGAGAGCAGCCCGCCUGAGAUGAUUAAAAAGGUAAACAAAGCAUUGUGUAUCCUGUACUCUCGUCACGUUCUCAGUCGUUUGUUGGCGGAAUGGCCCGAGGACCGAGCGCUGACGUCAGAAGUUUUGGAUAGCGGCGAUGAAGUGCAGUUGAUCGGAAUUUUAGAUCUUUUGCAAAGAAUUGAGACCAAGGAAAAUUUCGAAACGGUUGUAACACGAGUUGUGAAUCAAGGGGAGGAGAAGUUAAUCAAACCACUUUCGCUCGCAGCGGCUCACUGCAUGGGCGAAGUUAAAUUAUCCUCGGAAACCAAAGAAACUGAACAUCCUUACAAGAACGAUGUCCACCAAGAGGACAAAGUUCAUAUUCCCGGAGCAGCCACCUUGACAAUAAAAUUUGAUCCAAGGUGUUCGAGCGAGGAUGGAUGUGAUACUCUUGUUAUGUCCACUUCCCAGAACUAUUCCGAACAUCGUAACGAGUUCAGUGGUCAGAGUGGAUGGAUAGACUUUGAAAUACCAGGCGACACUCUGUACUUUGUGUUUCAAUCAGACUCGACAAACACUGACUGGGGUUGGAAGUUCACCGUAACUGGUGGUCAGCUUGGGAGAUUUGAGACCGGAUACACAAUACUCAAAGCCUUAUUGGUUCCUAAUGCCAGCUUAGCGAGAUCUUUGCCGCUUAAGAAACUAUGGGCGUGGUUAGUCUCUGUUGCCUGCAGCCAAACUGGUCAGCAGCGUCUCAUGGCUACAGGACUUCUCUUGAGGGUUCUCCUUGUUUCAAGUAAUUUGCCACCCAGCGAAAGGCCUGAUCUAAACCUGUUGAACUCGCUUUGGGCUCUGUACUCAGAAAUGCUAGAGAAAGAGACAGAUGGGGUCCCCCCAACCUUGGUACCCCCGGCUCUCAGAGGUUUGACCGAGCUGUUCUUGGUUGUUGAAAAUUUAGCUCAGGAAUGGGGUAUCGCAGAAGAUCUUAUUGUUGGAUUGACCACAGAUGAGGCAUUAAGAAGAUGUUUUGCGCAGGGCGUGUGGAACAUUGGUGCCAUUGGUGCAGCUAUUGACUACCCUAAUAAAGCCACUGAAGCUUUGAAGAAAUAUCUGGCAACUGCGCCCAUUCCUGAGGAAAAGAAGAAGAGUCCCAAGACAAGUUCAAGCAAAAAGCCAAUUCGAAGAUCGAAUGCAAUGCCAAUCAAUGUUUUGAAUGAUAGUACUGUGCCUACCACAAACCUUGACGACAGUGACAGUUCAUCGGACAGUGGAGAUACGUUUAGUGAUGACUCCAGUAGCAGUAACAGCUGAGAUAUUCUAGUAAGCAGUGUUUAGUGGACUCAAGCAAGCACCAUCACAUCGCAUGAUUAUACACAAUGAGACGAGAUAGUUUGAAGCAAUGAUAAACAACCUCAAACACAAUGAUUCCAUUCAAAUGAUAAUCCAGCAAUCGUCUAAAUGUGGUCUGUGUCGGGUUAAGAUUGAUUUUGAAAUGCUCAACUAUUGCCUUGGAAAACCUACGUCAAGUUGGAGAAUAUAUUAUAUUUAUAGUAUUAUAUUUCUACCUCAUUUGUUUCAAACAAAAGACUGCACACGUCACAUGCUACUGUGACUAUAAAAAUUGGUUUUUAAUUCAUUUUGUAUGAGACGUCAAUGAUCAAACAGUUAAAUAUUUUGAUAUGCACAUACCGAUUAUUCCAGUCCUAUCUUUGAUUCAAUCUUACCCUGACAAAUAAUUUGGAAGUGGGUUGUUAUCAUAUGUGGUUCAUGAGAGGUUGCAUGUUUAUGAAGUGAUGUGAACAAUUAGAAAUUUCCAAUAUUGUUGAAAAUGGAUGAACAAUUUGAUACUGAAUGUAAUAAUUUGAUACUGAAUGCCACAAGUGACUGUGGCUUGUGGCAAAAAUACUAAUAAUUUUUUAGACUAGUGUAGACUAUCCUUUAUUUAUUAGAAUUUUGUACGGAUGGUGAUAUAUGGUGAUGAAGGUCAUAUCCCUAAUUCACCUCAUAAACCAUCCAAGAUAUAACUUUUGGAGAAUGUUUUCUU
Messenger RNA from Dendronephthya gigantea, 9615 nucleotides. RefSeq names its product zinc finger ZZ-type and EF-hand domain-containing protein 1-like. Bases 234 to 8882 code for a protein of 2882 amino acids. Lineage: Eukaryota; Metazoa; Cnidaria; Anthozoa; Malacalcyonacea; Nephtheidae. The record is from RefSeq and is a predicted model, not a curated record. Gene Ontology annotation, molecular function: zinc ion binding. The transcript has 81 exons.